AUGGUUGCCUUCAGGGUUUGCGAGAAUAGUGUUGAUCUGGAGGGCCCUCGAGUCAAGCUCGUCAAUGUCCUCCAGGACGUCGACGUGUUGAUCUUGACUAUCCGCGUCAAUGGACUGAGCAGCCAGAUUCCCCUCACCGACGCCGCCAAGGCCGCGAGCGGGCGUCCUCAUACUGCGCCGGCUGGUGAGGACCUCCUAACAGAGCUCAUCGACGUCGGCCGGUGGUACCAGCUCAGCAUUCUGCGCCUCUCCUCUGGGCAUAUAGACUCCGCGACGCCGUUACCGGUGAACAUCAUCGCCGGAGAUGGUAACACUCCCUCUACGCUGACGGACGUGAGAGACGUUGGAAGAUUCACUGCGCGCAUCGUCGCCGAUCCUCGCACCAUCAACAAGACGGUUCUCGUCUAUAAUGCCGUUCUCUCCCAGAAUCAGAUUUUCGACAUGCUGGAUAAGAUGAGUGGCGAGACUUCCAAGCGUGACUACAUGGGUAUGUCUGCUGAGGGCUUGGAGACCGCUCUCUCGGAGCCUUUGACAAUGGACGCGAUCGAGGAAAACGCUUUUGAUCAUAGGAUGACAAUAUUUCACGAGUACUGGUACUCCAUGGGCGUCCGCGGAGACAACACUUCAGAGUACGCCGACUUCCUUGGGUACAUUGACGGCACAAAGUUGUACCCUGACUUCAAACUCAUCGACUUCAAAUCCUUCCUUGAAUAG
This is a messenger RNA of Colletotrichum chrysophilum, 714 nucleotides long. RefSeq lists its product as uncharacterized. Lineage: Eukaryota; Fungi; Ascomycota; Sordariomycetes; Glomerellales; Glomerellaceae. The transcript has 6 exons. Bases 1 to 714 code for a protein of 237 amino acids. The record is from RefSeq and is a predicted model, not a curated record.